AUGGCUGCUCCACUUAACCUCGAAGAAGGUCAAUCGUCAACAAGACCUUCCCGUUUCAACAGUUGGUGGAAAGUUAGAAUGCACGAUUACCUCAUGGCAGAAGACAGUGAGUUAUGGGAUAUUGUACUGGAUGGACCGUUUAUUCCGAUGAUGGAAGAGAAGGAUGGAGAGAAAACUAAUCUUGUUCCAAAGCCUAGACAGAAAUACGACGAAGCUGAUAGAAAAAAGAUUGAAAAGGGUUACAAAGCUAAAACUCUUCUUGUUUGUGGAAUAGGACCUGAUGAGUUUAACAGGGUGUCAGCCUGUGAAUCUGCUAAGGAAAUUUGGGACUGCUUGAAGACUGCUCAUGAAGGAACUGAAAAAGUCAAAGAAUCAAAGAUUGACAUGCUUACCUCCCAAUAUGAGAACUUCAAAAUGAAGGAAGGAGAAACAAUCCAUGACAUGUUCACUAAACUGUCAUCCAUUACAAAUGAGCUGCGAAGUCUUGCUGAACCUAUAAGCAUGAGUAAACAAGUCAGGAAAGUACUUCGAAUUCUUCCAAAAUCCUGGGAAAGCAAAGUUGAUGCCAUCACAGAAGCCAAAGAUUUGAAGGUGCUGCCUAUGGAUGCUUUGAUUGGAAAUCUGAAGACACAUGAGAUGAAUCGAAAUUAUGAUUCAUCAAAGAAGGAAGCCAAGAAGGACAAGGCAUUGAUGCUGAAAUACAAGUCAGAUGAAGAUUCCAGUGAUGAUGAUGAUAUGGCCUAUCUCAUCAGCAGAUUCCAAAAAAUUGUGAGGAAAAACAAGGUUUAUAAAAGAGGAACAAAUGGUACUCGAACUGCAACUGAAGGUGAUACAUGCUACAAGUGUGGAAAAGCUGGGCACUUCAUCAGAGAGUGUCCUUUGCUCAAGAAUGAAAACAAGGAACAUCAUAAAGCAAGAAGUGACAAAGAAAAUAGAAGGGACCUGGUACUCGGUAAGAGAGAUAGAAAAACUGCUGCAGAUUUGGUGGUCAAAAAGGCUCUUGCUGCAUGGGGUGAUUCUUCAAGUGAUUCAGAAGACCCUGAUGAAUCAAAAGAUGUGUCUAUGGUGGCAGUACAUGAGGAGGAAACCGUGUUCAAUGAAAUGUUUGCUCUCAUGGCUCAUACAGAGAAUGAAGAAGAGGACAACCAGAAAAUGCCAACAAUGAUGUCUCUAGAAUCAAAUAACUCUGAACUUAAGAACCAGUUAAAUCAGAUUACUGAAGAAGCUGAAAAGCUGAAUGGAAUGUCAAAUGGUUUGCAAGCUGAAAUUCAAGAAAAAUUGAAAAAUUCUGAGAAAAAUCUUGGUCUGUCACUGGAAAAGAGUAACAAGUUAGAACAGGAUAUUGUCAAACUUAAGGAAGAACUUGAAAAAUCCCUUAAGUGGACAAAAUCCUCAAAGUUACUUUCAAAUGCAACAACUCAGAGCAAUUUCAAUAAGAAAGGACUAGGAAGUUUGAACAUCACUCCUCCUUAUAAUCCUCACAAUAAGUAUGUGUUUGUGUUUGACAAUCUGCUAUGUCUACAUUGUGGUAAGAAUGGACAUUUGAAGGGUGAGUGUGCUAGCUGGAGAAACUCCCAUGAAAGGCUCUCUAAUUAUGCUGAAAGGAAAAAUUUACCAAAAGAGAGACAUGGUCCUCCAAAGCAUGUUUCAACUCACAGAUUUUCAAAGAAAAGAUCUGUCCCUGCUCCCAUGUCCUUUGUGAGUGAGAAGAGCAACAGUCAGUGCUGGUAUAUGGACAGUGGAUGCUCUAAUCAUAUGACUGGUGAUUACAGCUUAUUGAGUGUGUCUCAAAUCUGUGACAAAGGAAAUGAAGUCAAAUUUACUUCUGAGAAAUGCACUGUGAAUGAGAAUGCUGAUCUCUGGCAUCGUAGGCUGGGGCAUGUAAGCUCAUCUUUAUUGAACAAACUGCUUUCUAAGGACCUGGUCCGAGGUUUGCCCAAGCUGAAGUUUGCUGAAAAUAAAAUCUGUGAAGCCUGUGUUACAGGAAAACAAAUCAGAUCAUCCUUUAAGCCCAAAAAGCAAGUAACAUCAUCAAGAUCUCUAGAGCUGCUUCAUAUGGACUUGUGUGGACCCUUGAAAGUUCAAAGCAGAAUUGGAAAGAAGUACAUUUUGGUGAUUGUUGAUGAUUACUCAAGAUACACUUGGACAAGAUUCUUGAGGUCAAAGGCAGACACAGCUGAAGAGUGUCUAAUAAGAGCUGUUUUGAAUAAGACCCCCUAUGAGCUGCUCAACAACAGAAAGCCUAUGCUGAGCUAUUUUAGAGCAUUUGGAUGCAGAUGUUUUGUGCUGAAUAAUGGAAAGGAUAAUCUGGGAAAAUUUGAUCCUAGAAGUUAUGAAGGAGUGUUUGUUGGAUAUUCUUCAUCCAGCAAGGCUUACAGAAUAUUCAACAAACAAACUCAAUGCAUUGAAGAAAGCAUUCAUAAGAAUGAAGAAGGUGAAGCUGAUGCAGAUCAACAACUGAAAAAUGACUGUGAUGAUCAGAAUCAUAGUCUACCUGAAGAGGCUGUUGAGGUUGAAAAGGAUGAUAUGGUACCUGGUACUACUCAAAAUCCCAGCCAGAGUACAUCAGACUUCCCAGAAAAUGAUGUCACUCCUGAUGAAGAAGAACAUGCUGAUCAGCUCAAUCAAAACAAGCUUGAUGAAAAUGGAAUGAUUACUAGAAAUAAAUCCAGGUUGGUGGUGCAAGGAUACAAUCAAGAAGAGGGAAUAGACUAUGAUGAGACGUUUGCACCUGUUGCCAGAAUGGAGGCUAUUAGAAUUUUAAUAGCUUUUGCAGCAUUCAUGGGGUUCAAGCUGUAUCAAAUGGAUGUAAAGACUGCAUUUUUGAAUGGAGAUCUCAAGGAGGAGGUGUUUGUCAAGCAACCUCCUGGUUUUGAAGAUGGAGAGCUACCAGAUCAUGUGUUUAGAUUGAAUAAGGCACUGUAUGGUCUGAAGCAGGCUCCAAGAGCAUGGUAG
Messenger RNA from Solanum pennellii, 2955 nucleotides. RefSeq lists its product as uncharacterized. Gene Ontology annotation, molecular function: nucleic acid binding; zinc ion binding. The transcript has 8 exons. The record is from RefSeq and is a predicted model, not a curated record. Lineage: Eukaryota; Viridiplantae; Streptophyta; Magnoliopsida; Solanales; Solanaceae. The coding region runs from base 1 to 2955 and encodes 984 amino acids.